AUGAAGCGAGAACAAGACACUGGAAUCUCCAUCCUCGUUGUCGGGGGUGGAAUUGCGGGUUUAACCUUUGCCAUUGAAGCUCAUCGCAAGGGUCACGAUGUCCGGGUUGUCGAACGACGACUCCGCGGGGAGACUUCCGGCGAAAUGAUUGUCAUUACAACUCCUGCCCUCCAUACCCCAAAGAAAUGGCCGGGCUUCAUGGAACGGGCGAGGCAAGAGGCAGUUGCUCCGGUGGUUAAUAUGAAAAAGUUCGAUGGGGCCCUGAUCGGAUCGUUCCCCAUUGGUGACCCAAACGACCCAUCUCUGGCUAUCUACCGAUCGAAGCUGCAUAACGUGCUCUUCGAGUACGCCUUUCAGCUCGGCAUCCCAGUCGAAUUCUCCGCGACGGCUUCAGAGUUCUUCGAGGCAGACAACCAUGGUGGUGUGGUCCUGUCCGACGGCCGCACUAUCACGGCGGAUGUAGUGGUGGCUGCCGAUGGAGUUGGCUCGAAAUCGUGGGAAUUGGUCAUCGGUAGCAAAGAGCCCCCCAUCAGCUCAGGAUUUGUCCUCUAUCGGGUCACUUUCCCCGUGACACCGGCGCUCGAAAAUCCAGUCAUCGCGAAGGAGUUCGAAGGAUUUAAGGACCGUGCAUUCCUACACGCUGGUUCUGGGGCACACAUGGUUACUUGCAAGUCCGCAAAAGAUAUUUGUUGGCUGCUCACUCGCAGGGAGCACGAUAGUAAUGCAGAAGAAGACUGGGCGAAGAGUACGUCAAUCGACAAAGCCCUCAAAGCCGUCGAGGGCUGGGAACCAUUCGUGACCGAGCUUAUCAAUGCGACACCCAACCACACCGUUCUUGAGUGGAAGCUCAUGUGGCGUAACCCUCAGCCGCGGUGGGCGUCACCUGGCGGCCGCGUCGUCCAGAUCGGUGAUGCCGCACAUCCAUUUCUGCCGACCUCGGCUAGCGGCGGGACUAUGGCCAUGGAGGAUGCCUAUUCUCUGGCUGCCUGUCUGCAUAUUGCUGGGAAGAAGAACGUGUCUCUCGCAACGAAAGUGCACAACCACUUGAGAUUCGAACGAGUGUCUUGCGCACAAAAGAUGGGAUUCAAAAAUCGUGAGGUAUACCACAAUACAGACUGGGAUUUCGUCGCCAAGAACCCGGAGGUAAUGGGCAAGAUGGUCGGAAAUUGGCUGGUGCAUCAUGACCCAGAACAGUAUGCAUAUGAGAACUAUGCCAAAUGUGCAGAGCACCUCCUCGUGGGUGCGCCAUUUGAGAACAGUAAUUCCGUACCUGGCUACGAGUACAAGCCAUGGACUGUCGAGGAGCUUCUGGACGCUUCGGAGCAUGGCGAGGCUGUUCAGGAUGAAGGAGACUGGUCCUAA
Penicillium canescens is the source of this 1362-nucleotide messenger RNA. RefSeq names its product FAD-dependent oxidoreductase. Gene Ontology annotation, biological process: secondary metabolite biosynthetic process. Lineage: Eukaryota; Fungi; Ascomycota; Eurotiomycetes; Eurotiales; Aspergillaceae. The coding region runs from base 1 to 1362 and encodes 453 amino acids. Gene Ontology annotation, molecular function: monooxygenase activity; FAD binding. The record is from RefSeq and is a predicted model, not a curated record. The transcript is spliced from 4 exons.